AUGGACUACCUUUUUGGAAGGAGUGAUGGGGCGUCGAACAGGAGUGAUGGGGCGUCGACUCCGUCUAACAAGGAGGGGGAGUCCUACGGCUGGACGAGCUUGUUCCUCGUCGGCUGCGGCGGCGGAUCUGGGAUCCACGAGGACGAGCCGCGCGACGGCGACGAGGAGCUCGACCUCGCGAGCCACUUCGGUCUCUGCGGGAGCGGCCUGGGCAGCAGCGAGUCCGGCCGGGAAAAGGCCGGGGACGGGUCGCGGAGCGGCGAGGUGCGGUCCAAACGCACGCAAUCAUACGACGGCGCGCCGCGCAUCGUGAUACUCGGCGGCUGCGACAAGGACCAGGUCGGCCCCGUCGGCCGCGAACUCCUCAUCCCGCGCGGCGCGCUCGGGUCCGUCAUCCUCAACAACGUGCGGCCCACGGUCCUCGACAACGCGCAGGAGCUCGCGAGCCUCUACUCGAUCCUGAACCAGACCGCCGCGGCCAUCAUCUCGGUGGACGUCACGGAGCUCUACUGGACGGUCAUCGUGCGCCGCUGGGCGGACCGCCUGCGCACGACGCCGGACAUCCCCGUCGCGCUGCUGGUCGAAAACGCCGACGUGCACGAGGCCGCCAUCUCGCACCACGUGAGCGGCCUGCGCGAGGCCUUCCAGAACCCGCUCGUCGGCGUCUUCUUCAAGUCGCCGCGCGACGAGACGAGCGCCUGCGUCGACACGCUCCUCACGCUCAACAGACGGGCCGAGCGAACGAACUUUCUGUACGCAUUCGUCGCAUGCAUGGCCUUCGCCGCGGUCGCGACGAGCGCCCGCGACCCUGAAGACCCGCGCGACGCGGCCGCGCCCGGUCGGCGCCUGCUCGUGAUCAACGCCCUCGAGGACGGCGCCAGCGUCGACAUCUUCUACGCCGGCGCGCGCGGGCGCGGCGUCUGGACCGCGGACGGCGACGCGCCGGCGCUGCGGGCGGGCGCCAUGGUCUGCGUCGCCGCCGACGUGCUGAGCGGCUUCGAGUUCGACGUCGACGUCGGCGCGGUCGGCGACGAGUUCGUCUUCGUGCGGCGCGGCGGCGGCUCCGGCGCGGAGCGCGGCGCCGUCGCGGCCGCGCCGGCGCGCGCGGCGCGCUGGGCCCACGCGCGCGACGACGCGGCGACGGUGUUCCUGCUGCCGGAGCGGCCCGAGGGCGCCGCGGCGGACGCGGAGCUCACGGUCGCCGUCGGCUCGUGGGACGCGGACGCGGACGACUUCGCCGCGCACGCGUGGCGCGACGGCGUCGGGUCCCUCUUCGAGGACGCCGACGCGGCGCUGGCCGACGGCGACGAGGCCGCGGCGGCGGCGAGCUUUUCGCGCGCGCGUAUAGCGCUGUCGUGCGCGGCGCUGUUGGGCGACACGGCGGCCGGCACGCUCCUGAGCCUCGGCACGCUCGCGGGCGUCGUGCCGGCGUCGCCGGCCUACGGGCGCUGCGCCAACGCGUCCCUGGAGCGCGCCGCGCCCCUCGACGCGGCCGACCCCGUCUUUUUGGCGCACGCGGCCGCCGUGCGGCGCCACGCGCUCCGGGGCUGCUGGCUCGGGCGCCUCGCGCUCGGCGCCUGGCGCAGCGAGGGCAGCCACGGCUUCGACCAGUCCUGCGACGUCGCCGUGCGCACCUGGAUGCGGCUCCUCGAGGGCGUCGCGGCGCCGGGCGCGGGCUCGCCGCGCGCGGCCCGCGUCAAGGUCCGCCACGCGGCGUCGACGCCGAACGAGCUCCUCGUGGACCACUGGCUCAAGGCCGACGGCUUCUGGACCCUGCGCGAGGACGCGCGCGCGGGGCUCGCCGACGACGACGCCGACGCCUUCGACGACGACGGCGCGGCGGGCGGCGCGGCGGCGGCGGGCGCGGCGGCGGGCGGCGCGGCGGCCGGCGGCGCGGCGGCCGGCGCGGCCGCCGGCGCGGCCGACGCCGGCGCCGCCGGCGGCGCCGCCGCGGCCGGCGCGGCCGCCGGCGCCGGCGCCGGGCCGGGCUGGGACCCCGUCGCGUGGCUCCGGCGGCUCGCGCUCGGCCCGCCGGACGACUUCGCUCCCGAGGUCGUCUUCGACGGCGCGCCCGCCGAGGACGCGCCGGCGGUGCUGGACCUCGCCGCGGCGACGUACCUGCGGCGGCGCGCCCUCGGCGGCGACGGCCACAGCGCGCUGACGUUGGGCGACGCGCUCCUCGACGGCCGCGUCGACGACGACGCGCUCCGCGAGCUCCGGCGCGGCGGCGCGUCGCCGCAGCGCGCGGCGGCCGAGUACUACGCGCUCGCCGCGGACGACCGAAACGACGAGGAGAGCGCGGCGCACGCCGCGGCGGCCCUCGCGGAGCUGAAGCUGGGCGGCUUCGACGGCGUCGCCGCGGACGCGCGCGGCGCGCUGGACCUGCUGGAGCGGCGGGCCGCGCUCACGCCCUUCGGCGCGCACGUGCUGGGCCACCUCUACGCGGCCCUGGACGACGAGGCGCGGCACCUCCCCGACGCGAAGCGCGCGCGCGACGCCUUCGAGCGCGCCGUCGACGCGGGCCACCCGGACGCGUUCGUGUCGCUCGCGAUGGAGACGCGCGACGCGCGCCGCGCGGAGCGGCUCCUGACGGCGGCGACGCGCGACCACAACUCGCUGACGGCGCCCUUCGUCCUCGCGCGCCUGCACUACGACGGCGCCCUCGACGACCCGGGCCUCGAGCCGGACGCCGACGGCCGCUACCCGUACCCGUCGCGCAACCGGCGCAACCGGUGCCCGCGCGCGCUCGGCGCGCUCGAGGCCGCCGUGCAGCAGUCCUGGGACGCGUCGACCGUGGGCUUCGGCGUCGGCGACGCCGUCGCGGCGGCGCGCGCGGCCUGGGAGACGCCGCGGCCCCACGCGCCGCUCGCCGCGGCCUGGGACGUGGGCGGCGCCGCGGCGCCGCCCGCGGACCGCGGCGACGCCGCGGCGGCCUUCCUCGACGCCCUGAAGCGCCGCUGCGCCGCGCGCCUGAAACGGCGGCGGCGCGACCACGCCCUGGGCCUCGGCGCGCGCGCGCGCGCGGCGGGCGCGUACCGCAUGCUCGCGACGCUCGCCGAGGCCGGCGUCCGCGCGGCCGACGUCAACGCGGGCUUCGUGCUCGAGCGCCUCGCGCGGCGCUCGCCCGGCGGCGCGUCGGGCCUCCUCGCGGGCGCACGGCGCCACUACGAGCGCGCGCUCCGGCCGACGACGCCCCACUUCGAGCGCGACAAGGGGCUCGAGCGGCCGUCGCGCGCGCUCGAGGACGCGGAGGCGCAGCGCGCGCUCGGCGCCUGCUGGGCCGACGGCUGGGCCGGCGCCUGCGGCGGCGGCGGCGCGCCCAACGGCACGGCCCUCCUCCGGGCCGCAGCGGCGCGGGGCUCCGAGUGGGCGGCCUUCGACGCGGCGAUCGCGACCGCGCGCGCGGGCGACUGGCGCGGGGCGACGAAGAUCGCCCGGUCCUGCGCCGGCCGCUUCGACUGGCCCCACGCCGUGCCCUGCGCGGGGCUCAGCGCCCUCCUCGGCGCGCGCGCGGCGCUCUUCGACGCCGCGUGGUGGCGCGCGCUCGACGACGACGACGACGGCGGCGCGGCGGCGGCGGACGACGACGACGACGACGCGGACGACGACGACGACGACGAGGCCGGCGCGGUGGGCUGGGACGACGACGACGACGACGACGGCGCGGACGACGACGACGACGACGACGCCGGGGGCUACGACGACGCGUACGACGAGGCCGCGGAGGAGGAGGACGCGGGGGACUACGACGACGAGGAGCCGUACGACGACGACGAGGAGCCGUACGACGACGAGGACGACGCCGGGGGCGUCCACGAGGACGGCCGCGGCCCCGGCGACGGCGAGCCCCCCGGUAAUGGCUAG
This is a messenger RNA of Aureococcus anophagefferens, 3864 nucleotides long. RefSeq lists its product as hypothetical. NCBI's taxonomy places the organism in Eukaryota, Pelagophyceae, Pelagomonadales, Pelagomonadaceae. The transcript has 2 exons. The record is from RefSeq and is a predicted model, not a curated record. The coding region runs from base 1 to 3864 and encodes 1287 amino acids.